Messenger RNA from Pogona vitticeps (central bearded dragon), 915 nucleotides. Lineage: Eukaryota; Metazoa; Chordata; Lepidosauria; Squamata; Agamidae. The record is from RefSeq and is a predicted model, not a curated record.
AUGUAUCUUAAGGAACAAAAUCUAAGGAAUCACUCUUCCCUCACACAGUUUCUUCUCUUGGGAUUCUCAGAGGUUCGUGAGCUUCAGGUUUUAUUCUUCACUGUCUUCCUUGUUUACUAUCUAAUAGCAGUUGGAAUAAAUCUUCUCAUCAUUUCUGCGGUAGUUGCUGACCACCACUUACAUAACCCUAUGCACUUCUUUCUGAUGAACUUGGCCAUACAGGAUGUGGGACAAAUUUCAGUCAUUGUCCCGAAAUCCAUGGCAAAUUCCCUCAAGAAUAUUAGACACAUUUCAUUUUCUGGAUGUGUUGCUCAAGUGCUUUUCUAUUUUAUGUUUGCAGCAUCUGAUUUCUUUCUUCUCACAGUUAUGGCAUAUGAUCGGUAUGUUGCUAUUUGCAAUCCAUUACAAUAUGAGAUGUUGAUGAACAAGCAAGCCUGCCUUCAAAUGAUUGCUAUUGUCUGGAUCAUCAGCUUUCUUUAUGGAGCCUUACACACUGGCGGUACCUUUGCAGCCCCUUUUUGCUCUAACAUUGUUAACCAAUUUUUCUGUGAAGUCCCACAAUUAAUGAAGCUUGCCUGCUCUGAUUUGCACCUAAUUGAAGCCGUGUUUCUUUUAGUAAGUAUUGUGAUUGCAGGAGGAUGUUUUAUUUUCAUCCUUUUGACUUAUGUGCAUAUCUUUACAGCGGUGUUGAAAAUUCCAUCCAUGCAGGGAAGGCAGAAAGCAUUAUCCACUUGCCUUCCCCACCUCAUCGUGGUUUCUGUAUUAGUAUUUACAGGAUGUUCUGUUUAUCUGAGGACAUCCUCUAAUUCUCAAUCAAAUCUUGAAUUGGCAAUGACUAUAUUAUACUCUAUGGUCCCCCCUUUAAUGAACCCAAUAAUCUACAGCAUGAGAAACAAGAAAAUAAAAAUGCCAUAA